Molecule: messenger RNA, 1974 nt
Organism: Ilex paraguariensis (yerba mate)
Lineage: Eukaryota; Viridiplantae; Streptophyta; Magnoliopsida; Aquifoliales; Aquifoliaceae
Source: the annotation of a GenBank genome assembly
AUGCAUAGCACUUCAAAGUUCUCGCUGCGUGGACUUGGGGUUUUGACCAAGGAACCAGCCUGCCAGAGGAAAAAGACUACAAAGAAACAUUUUUCAGAUCCCCAAGUUUCUGUAAAUAUGGAAGCUGGCAGCAACAAAAUGAUGUUUCCAAAGUUGACUGUCAGUCCUCUUAGAAGGUUCCAGUUGAUUGAUUCUGAUUCUGAUUCUGAUUUUGGUGAUCCUUGUUUCAGUGAAGGUGCAAACAGAGGGACUAAUAAAUUAGACUCAUCUUUGAAGGAGAGACCAUCAUCUAAUUCUGGCCAACGUGCAGCUUCCAUAGAACAGUGGAAAACAAAAGAAUCAGUGAGCAUGGCCUGUACAGAAGAUUUAUGGAAAGAUUUCUGUUCAGAGAAGGGAUUUCACAUUCCAACACCUGCUUUGGAUGAGGUCUGUGAAGAAUAUUUUAGAUCCGUGAAAGAUAAGAAUGUAGCUAAGAAUAGCAAUAAAGGUUGUCAUGAAAAUAGCAAUGUCAGGAAAAAUGAUGAGCAGCAAUGGGAUGUGGGUAACGCUUCUGUUCAUCGUUAUUUUUUCCAUGAUGACCCAAGAAUCCAAAAACUGGUUCGCAGUCGCUUACCCAACUUUUUCCCCGUGGGUGCUGUAAACAACAGAGGAUAUAAGCCACCUGAUGCAUCAGUGAUUGAUUACAUGGGUCAAUUUGGCAAUGGAGAGGGUUCUAAGCAAGCCGAUGGGAAACAUAAUUCCGAGGUAGGGUCAAGGAGGAGCAGAAACAAUUCAAAGAAGUCAAAGGCUGAAGAGUUACCACAAGGUUCUGGAAGCUGGAUGAAUCCUAAACGCUGCACUGAGAUUCCAAAAGAUGCUGGCAAAAGAAGGGUUCAUGCAGUGGGUCAAUCUGCUGGUCAUUGGUACACUGGUCCAGAUGGGAAGAGGGUAACAGUCUGUAGCAUGUCAACAACCUGCAAAGUGGCUAUCGAUGCUAUCAGGACAAUAGUCCCCCGGGGGGUGGGGGCGGCUGAGGUUUUUGCGAAGCUUUAUUUUUGGUUUUCCCUUUUCAUGAGAAUCAAGAGAUUAUGUUCAUUCUGGUGUUGAGCUGUAUACCAGGCAAUUAUGAUUGUUAGCAGAAAAGUCUUUUGCUUACUAAUUAGAUCCAUCUAGUAUACAUAUACUGAAUGUUGAAUGUACGGUAUGUAGGUAUGAGUACCUUUUUUUAACUUAUCUUAGAUUUUUUAAUACACCAAUUAAAUAGAACAAGAAUUUCGGAAAUUAAAUUGAUUUUUGAUUAGUAACCUUACUCUGGUUUAUGCAUGUCCCCCUUCUUCUGUACAACUUUCACUGCUAAUCCACUUACUGAUCUUUCAGGUUUACGUCAACAAGAGUGGGCAGGAAUUGACAGGUCAAAUUGCUUACAGACAUUACAGAAAGGAGAGUGGAGCAGGAUUUAAAAGAUCGAAAAAGAAAACUGCUGCCAAGAAGAAAAGAAAAUAAGAAUGUGCACGAUGUUGAAAUGAUGCGUGUUGAAAUUGGAUCUUAAUUCUGAGGUUCAGAUUGAAAAAGAAACCACCACAAACGUAUUAGGUAGAAAGAAAACUUAUAUGUAGAGCAUCAAAAUUCAGAUGUUUGCUGCUCUGAAUAUUAUAUGGAAAACUUAUAUGUUUUUAAAAUUUCCAAGUAUUUAGUUGAUUACCUUCAAUGUUGUUUGCUUUGCUUCACGGCUCAAUUUUGUACGACAGUUCACAAAUUCUUGUUAGAAUUGCAACACUAUGGAAAAGAAGAGAAGGAAUAUUGUCCUCCACGACACGCUUGUAUCUGAACAGAGUUUUUCUGAGACGUCGAGACAUUUAGAAAUCAAGCCUUUGCAAAUGUUUUUCUUGUUGUGUACCCAAUUUUUUUUUUUAAUUGAAUUUUUAGGGUUUGUCAAUUGCCGCGAUGGGAUGUCUUGUUUUGGAUGGAUUACAAUCCACUAGAUUUGAGCUAACU